Nyctereutes procyonoides (raccoon dog) is the source of this 2812-nucleotide messenger RNA. RefSeq names its product 5-phosphohydroxy-L-lysine phospho-lyase (gene PHYKPL). Gene Ontology annotation, molecular function: pyridoxal phosphate binding; transaminase activity. Gene Ontology annotation, cellular component: mitochondrion. The record is from RefSeq and is a predicted model, not a curated record. The coding region runs from base 58 to 1410 and encodes 450 amino acids. The transcript has 13 exons. Lineage: Eukaryota; Metazoa; Chordata; Mammalia; Carnivora; Canidae.
GCCGAGCACGCGAGAGCCUUCUCGGCGCAGUCUCCGCGCGACUACGCGCCCGGUGCUAUGGCCGCCGAUCGGCGCGGGAAGGUCGAGACGCUGGCCCUGAGGCGGCGGCUGCUAAGCAAUUCUUGCAGGCUCUUUUAUCCUGAGGAUCCUAUUAAGAUUGUCCGGGGCCAAGGACAGUAUUUGUAUGAUGAACAGGGUGCAGAAUACCUCGACUGUAUCAACAACGUGGCUCAUGUUGGCCACUGCCACCCUCUCGUGGUCCAGGCAGCACACGAACAGAACCAGGUGCUCAACACCAACAGCCGAUACCUGCACGACAACAUCGUGGAUUACGCACAGAGGCUCUCAGAGACCCUGCCGGAGAAGCUGUCUGUGUUUUAUUUCCUGAAUUCUGGGUCAGAAGCCAAUGACCUGGCCCUGAGGCUGGCCCGCCAAUACACAGGACACUGGGACGUGGUGGUAUUAGACCAUGCUUAUCACGGUCACCUGAGCUCGCUGAUCGACAUCAGUCCCUACAAGUUCCGAGACCUGGAUGGCCAGAAGGAGUGGGUCCAUGUGGCACCUCUCCCAGACACCUACCGGGGUCUAUACCAGGAGGACCACCCCGAUCCUGCUGGGGCCUAUGCCAACGAGGUGAAGCGCGUGGUGAGCAGCGUGCAGGAGAAGGGCAGGAAGAUUGCAGCAUUCUUCGUGGAGUCUCUGCCCAGUGUCGCGGGGCAGAUCAUCCCCCCUGCCGGCUUCUUCCAGGAAGUGGCAGAGCACAUCCACGGGGCCGGAGGGGUCUUUGUCGCAGACGAGAUUCAAGUGGGCUUUGGCCGAGUAGGCAAGCACUUCUGGGCCUUCCAGCUGCAGGGAGAAGACUUUGUCCCCGACAUUGUCACCAUGGGCAAGUCCAUUGGCAAUGGCCACCCUGUAGCCUGCGUGGCCACAACCCAAGCUGUGGCAAGGGCCUUCGAAGCCACUGGUGUUGAGUACUUCAACACGUUUGGGGGCAGCCCUGUAUCCUGUGCUGUAGGCCUGGCCGUCCUAGAUGUUCUGGAGAAGGAGCAGCUGCAGGCUCAUGCCGCCUCUGUGGGCAGCUACUUGAUGGAGCUCCUUGAGGAGCAGAAAGCCAAACAUCCGAUCAUCGGGGACGUCAGGGGCACUGGGCUCUUUAUUGGUGUGGAUCUGAUCAAAGACGAGGCAACCAGGACACCAGCAACUGAAGAGGCAAACUACGUGGUGUCCAGACUGAAAGACUACUACAUUUUGCUGAGCACUGAUGGUCCUGGGAGGAACGUCCUCAAGUUUAAACCCCCGAUGUGCUUCAGUGUGGACAACGCACAGCACGUGGUGGCAAAGAUGGAUGCCAUCCUGACAGACAUGGAAGGAAAGAUGAGAAGUUGUGAGACGCUGAGGCUCCGGCCCUGAGGCAUCCUGUCCUCCCCUGGAAAUGAAGCAUCCCCUUCAAAUACACUACGAUGGCAACCCUGACCUGACCUCCAGCUUUGAGGAAGAAAGCCACUGAGGCUCAGGGCAGGGCUUCCCUGGGGCCAUACUGCUCCUCCCUCUUCCCCCAACCACUGGCCUAUUGUGGGGAAGGGCCAGAUGUGUCCCCUGAGGAUCCAGACUCAAUUUCUUUUGCUCAAAAAUCUCAUCAGUGUGGGUGGGGUUAUGGUCAGGGACCUCCCAGGGCUCCUGCCUAAAACAGUUUAAGGUCCCCUAAUUAGGACCAGUCAAAAAUUUUUAUAUGUGUCACCAUUCAAGCAUUACUCCUUCAAAAAACUGGCAAACCACCCCUUCCCAAGUGACACCAUCUGCUAUCUUCUACCCUGUUGAAUGAAUUAAAAAUGCUGAAUACAUUUUAUUUCAAAACCCACCACCAGUAGCAGUUAACUUUAUAGGUACUUCUUGUCCCUUUCACAUUGAGACACAGAAAGAAACCACCUCUGCGUCAUUAACUGUGCAGUGAGGCAACAGUGAACGAGCUCUUCUUGCCCAACUGUUCCUAAAAAUCUAUAAACUUUAUGUUCUUUAAAGGCCCAAAUCCAGAAUUUAUUCUAAAUUCCCCAGCUAGGAUUAAAACUUCUAGGAGCUCCACCCUACCUGUCCUACCUUAUCUGGCUGCCACUCCUGCUCAGACCUGCCACACCCUGCCGGUGAGCCACACCCUCAACUGCCUCCUUAGCCACCUGGAGAAUACCUGAAACCGCCAUGCUCCAGCCAGACCAGAGUUCAGAGGGAAGGGCUGCACUUCUCACCGCACAGCACUGUACUCAUUUUUAAGGCAAAACCGGCCAUGGAUAAGCUAAAACUAAAACCCUGGAAGCUUUGGGAAGAAUCUUCACCUGAGGUGGGAGUUAACUAAUCAGAGUCCAAAGUGGAUAGAAGUAAACAAAGGUUUGGUUCUGACAGAAGGUUGGAAAAGCUCCACAGCAGGAAAGACUUCAACCCAGAGGAAACCAACACAUAAAUAACAAAUUCUAGAAUCUUCUGAGACCUUAACUGCAGGCCAUAUUCACCUUGGAUUCUAGACUCAGAACAGCAUGAUCUCUAGCUUUCAGUCAGGAAUCAAAGGGGCUACUCAACAUGCUCCAUCCCAUACAAACCACCCUUUCUCCUGCCUCCCACACAUCCUGGGUUUCUGCCAAUGCCACCAGCCUAGGGACUCCCUGAAGGACAGGGCCAUCUGCCCCAAUCAGGACAGCAGACACUGCAAAAAAAAAAAUAACAGUAGGGUCAAACUGCCCUGGAGAGGGAGCCCAACUCCUAACCCACACCUGUAAGAGCCAGCUCUCCAGCAGCAGGAGGCCAAAAUACAGAGUUGGAGAUA